This is a messenger RNA of Hordeum vulgare subsp. vulgare (domesticated barley), 1390 nucleotides long. Its product is annotated as putative disease resistance protein RGA4. The coding region runs from base 11 to 1390 and encodes 459 amino acids. Gene Ontology annotation, biological process: defense response to other organism. The record is from RefSeq and is a predicted model, not a curated record. The transcript has a single exon. NCBI's taxonomy places the organism in Eukaryota, Viridiplantae, Streptophyta, Magnoliopsida, Poales, Poaceae. Gene Ontology annotation, molecular function: ADP binding.
CCUGGAGGAGAUGGAGAAGGCGGCCGCGAGCUGGCUUGUCAACAAGGUGUUGAAUAUGAUGUGUGAUGGCUUGGUGGGCGCGUUUGUUGCUAGCAAAGAGCUCGGUCUCAACUCCGAGAAGAUAAAACAUGAUCUUGAGUUUGCGAGUGCGCUGCUACAAGCAGCACAGACGAGGGGUGUGGGUGACAAUGACGGCAUGGGGAAGCUCGUGCAAGCGCUGAGCACCAAGGCCCACGAGGCUGAGGACGUGUUGGAUGAGCUCCACUACUUCAUCAUCCAGGACCAACUCGACAACACCCAGCAUGCGGUGCCAGAUCUGGGCAAGGGCCUCCGUGGUCAUGCUCGCCAUUGCCACCAAGCUCUUCGUCACAUUGUCGGUAACUGUCUCGUGUGCCUUUCUUGUUCGCAUACGCAAGAUGUUCAUGAUAAUGAUCAUGUUGUUGCUGUUACAAAUAUCAAACACCAUACAACCAAACUUGGUGGUUAUUAUGGUAAUAAUGGUCUAGUUGGUAGGUUGUCCUUCGACAGAGUGGCCAUGUCCAAAAAAAUUAAGUCGGUGAUAGAGGAAAUUCAUGCCCUGUGUGACCAUGUCUCUAAGUUGCUCAAUGUAGUCCCACACCAUAGCAGCAACACCGCAAUUGUCAAUCCAAAACGACCUCUUAUAGGAUCAACUUCUGCACAGGAUACAUUAUAUGGGAGGAGAGACCUUUUUGAGCAAACAAUAAAAGAUAUUAUCACUGGUGGAACAAAUAGCAGCGGAACACUUGUUGUUCUUCCUAUAGUUGGUCCAGGAGGCAUUGGGAAGACAACCUUCACCCAACACUUGUAUAAUGAUGGAAGGAUACAGCAACAUUUUGUUGUGAGGAUGUGGGUAUGUGUAUCAACUGAUUUUGAUGUUCUUAAACUCAGCCAACAGAUCCUUAGCUGCAUAGAAAGGAGGAACACCACAAAUCAAACCAAAAAUUUAGACCAGCUCCAAAUAUCCAUUGCAGAGGGACUAUUGUCUAAAAGGUUUUUAAUUGUCUUUGAUGAUAUCUGGAAAUGCAGUGGACAUGAUUGGGAAACCAUGUUAGCUCCUUGUAUGAAGAGGGGAGCCAAAGGCAGCGUUGUUCUUGUCACAACUCGAUUCCCUUCUAUAGCUGAAAUGGUAAAAACGUCCAACCUAAUAUCACUAAAAGGUUUGGAGCCUGAUGACUUGCUCGCAUUCUUUGAAGGAUUUAUAUUUGAUGGCAACAAACCAGAGGAUUAUCAAGACGACUUAUCUCUUAUUGCAAGAAAUAUUGCAGAUAAGUUAAAGGGCUCACCUCUAGCCGCCAAAACAGUCGGUCGAUUAUUAAAGAAGAGACUUUCUCGAGAACAUUGGAUGAGAGUUCUUAAAAACAAUGAAUGA